Polyodon spathula (Mississippi paddlefish) is the source of this 2310-nucleotide messenger RNA. RefSeq names its product rho guanine nucleotide exchange factor 25-like. The transcript has 15 exons. Gene Ontology annotation, cellular component: plasma membrane; cytoplasm. NCBI's taxonomy places the organism in Eukaryota, Metazoa, Chordata, Actinopteri, Acipenseriformes, Polyodontidae. The record is from RefSeq and is a predicted model, not a curated record. Gene Ontology annotation, biological process: axon guidance. The annotation marks the transcript as partial. Gene Ontology annotation, molecular function: guanyl-nucleotide exchange factor activity.
CAUUUUUCCCUUGCAGAGUCCUACUCAGUGGCUGGCAGUGAUGGUAGCCUCUCCACCUCGGUCGCCUCCACCCAGCCACAGCCCUCCAGCAGCUCGGCCCCCAGCUCCCCCAGCUCACGCCGUUCCGUCAGCACGAUCAAGAAGUGGCUCACCAACCCCGUGCGCAGGCUGAGCACCGGAGGGGCAGCCAAGGUGGAGCGGCAGGUACGCAGGCUGGAGAUCAAGCCCAAGAGGAAGAGCCUGGAGGAGGAGAGAAAGAGCACAGACCUGGGGGGGACCAGGAGGCAGGAGGAGAACGCAGGCAUCCAGCCAUCCAGCAACAAGGAGCCGGAAUGGAGAGAUGGCCUAGUGAGCUGUAGCAUUUCUGAAUCUGAGAACGUCCACCAGCAGAGCUAUCUGUCUGACCUGCUGCAGGGGGAGGGGACAGACUCCCAGAUCAUGGAUACUCAGUGCUCCUGUCCCCAGGAAGAUCCAGAUGGCUCCGUCUUAUUGGACGAUGUCUCCUGCCAGUCAUCAACCACGCUGGACAGUGAGGAGGAAAGGAGGAGUGCCUUAGAGAAGAGCAUGUACGUUCUCAAGGAGCUCAUAGAGACAGAGAAGAUGUAUGUUGGUGAUCUGGGCCUCAUCGUGGAGGGGUACAUGGCCACCAUGAAUAUGAAGGGAGUCCCGGAUGACAUGAAGGGAAAGGAUAAGAUUGUGUUUGGGAACAUACACCAGAUCUACGACUGGCACAAAGAUUACUUCUUGGGAGAGUUGGAGAAGUGCAUGGAGGAACCUGAGCGACUCGCAGGGCUUUUCAUAAAGCAUGAGCGCAGGCUGCACAUGUACGUGGUUUACUGUCAAAACAAACCCAAAUCCGAGCACAUUGUCUCCGAGUAUAUCGAGACCUACUUCGAAGAGAUGAGACAGCAGCUGGAACACAGGCUGCAGCUGAACGAUCUCCUCAUCAAACCGGUUCAGAGAAUCAUGAAGUACCAGCUGCUGCUCAGAGACUUUCUAAAGUAUUAUACCAAAGCAGAGAGGGACACCACGCAAUUAGAGAAAGCGGUGCAGGUGAUGUGUUUCGUGCCGAAGCGAUGCAAUGACAUGAUGAACGUGGGUCGCUUGCAGGGAUUCGAGGGAAAGAUCACGGCGCAGGGAAAGCUGUUACAGCAGGACACGUUCACCGUGACGGAGCAGGACUGCUCCUUCCUGUCACGUGCCAGAGAGAGGCGGGUCUUCCUCUUUGAGCAGCUUGUCAUCUUCAGCGAGCCAAUCGACAAGAAGAAGGGCUUCUCGCUGCCCGGGUUAAUCUUCAAGAGCAGCAUCAAGGUGAGCUGUCUGGGUUUUGAGGACUGCGUGGACAGCGACCCUUGCAAGUUUGCACUGACGUCCCGGGGCGCUGACGGGAACACGGUGCGGUACGUCCUCCAGGGGGCAAGUCCCGAAAUCAGGCAGGCCUGGGUGUGCGACGUGGGGCAGAUACUGGAGACACAGCGCAACUUUCUCAACGCAUUGCAGUCCCCAAUUGAGUACCAGCGCCGGGAGAACAAGUCAAACAGCCUGGGCAGAGCGAUGAGGGCUCCCCUAGCAGCUUCGUCCAACCUCAGACCCCAUUCCUCAGCCUCCAUCGACCGCAACAAGCUGCCCAGCCUGCGCUCCUACAACGCCUCCCUGCCCUCGCUCUACAUGCCCUGCCACAACAGCCAGGACCGCGGGCUAACACACAAGUCUCCGCAAGUGAGACACAUAGCCGUAGACUCGAACCCAAGUCUCUGCAUGCUGUCUCCUGCGCACGUCCGCCUGGAGUUCUCUGAGGCGCCUGGGAGCCCCUGCAGCGCGCAGAGCGAAUCCGUUUCCAACGGGCUGUCACAGUCGUCCCCACGCAGCACGCAGAAACCGAGUGAAGGCACCAGCAGAAGUUCAACUUCAUCAACCAGAGACCAAAACCACAGCAGCUCAGAUUCCCCCCUGCACCUUCGUACUGCCAGCCUGGCUAAAUUGGAUGAGGACGAGCUAUAAACUCUACAGACUCCGUUUCCUCCCCUCCUGAUCACUGUGACAAGGGAGAGGAAACCCCUAAAGAAUUUGAAGCUUCUUAAGCAUGAACAGCCGCACAACUGUUUGAAAAAAAAAAAAAAAAAACUUUCAGUGUCUUAUCUGUGAUCCAGACGGUCCAACUGACGAAGAGGAAGCAGCAUCUGUCUGUCUGAGUAAUCAGAAGCUCACACAGAAGGAACUGUCAGCGCUCACAUCACCACCAGAUCUUUCAAGAUGAAGGACAGCGCUUUCAGCUGCAUGUGGUGGUGGGUCUAAACUUUUGGGAAAGAG